Messenger RNA from Anopheles gambiae (African malaria mosquito), 5060 nucleotides. RefSeq names its product regulating synaptic membrane exocytosis protein 2 (gene Fife). Gene Ontology annotation, molecular function: small GTPase binding; transmembrane transporter binding. The transcript has 9 exons. Gene Ontology annotation, cellular component: cytoskeleton of presynaptic active zone; presynaptic membrane. The record is from RefSeq and is a predicted model, not a curated record. Gene Ontology annotation, biological process: positive regulation of synaptic transmission; regulation of membrane potential; regulation of synaptic plasticity. Bases 1291 to 3057 code for a protein of 588 amino acids. NCBI's taxonomy places the organism in Eukaryota, Metazoa, Arthropoda, Insecta, Diptera, Culicidae.
UCGCUCUUGCUCACGGCGCGUCCUGCGAGAAUGGGCCCUUGAUGCGCAUGUCCCGCAGGAGUACUCCAGCUUUACUGGUGACGAUUUUCCUGGGGCACUACUGCACAAACAGCCGCCCCGUAGACACGAUAACGCAUCAAUUUUAAGUGCCACCAAAGUUCCCUUCAGCAUAAAUCACAACCCGUCUCCGAAGGGGUCGAGAAGAGCACGGUACACGGUGGGCAAACACUUCUGCGACGGGGAUUCGAGCCAAAGAUCACUGCACAGAAGCAGCAGCAGCAGCAGCAUCAGCAAGGAUAAUACCCAACAUCGAAACACACAGUUCAACAUCCGCUCCACAGGUGUAGGCCAAACCGUGCCACUUGCUUCACCGUGCCGUGGCGGCGCAUGGCAUCCUAAUUUAUUCGCCAGAAUCUUGUGGUUUGUGUGGUGCCCAUUUUUCAUCCAUACUGAAGGUGGGGGAAGGGACAGGAUCAUUCGUAGCUGUUGCGUAGAGACGGCCAUCAAGCUUACUAGAUCAAGGGCAAUCAGGCGACAGUUUAGUAGCGCAAGUCCCCCGAGAGUAGGCUGCCCGUGUGUUUUUCACCCGCUCGCCCGCAUCGUAUGAAGGGAUAUUGCCAGGAUACGCAGUGCCAAUUCGCCAUUCUGCUGCUGUAGCAGUGUUUUGUGCAGUGCACGCGCGACAACAAACCGUGUGCGCGAUACGCAUAUUGCUCGGUGCUGGAAAUUUUAGAGCAAUAAAGCACACGCAAAGACACGGUCGAACGGCAGGCCUCCCGAACUAUUUUGUGAGUGAUUUCCGCUGCUUUCUUCCCUUAUCGGACCGCAUUCUGCAACAGUCAACGCUCGCUGUGGCUCCACCGUUGGUCCAGGUUUUCUUGCUCGUCCCAAGAGAAGAUUGGCAGGGAAGCAUUCCAUUUGUGUACGUCCGUGCGAGUGUAUCUGUGUAAGUGAAUUUGUUAGUGUGUGUUGAAGAAAAUGUGCAACAAAUGAAUGAGCAGCAGCAGCAGCACCAGAGUGGUUCAAUGUCGUACGUGCCCCAUUUAGAUCCAUCAGCUGCCGCGCAUGAUACCGCCAAUGACAGCAUCGCAUCCGCUGAAGUCAGCUCCCGUUAGCGUCACCAGCCGUGUGAUACGAGUGUCAGCGGUGGAAAAUAAGGACACACUGUAGGACAUUCGCGCAAGAGACAGAGGAGGGAGGCACGUAUCACGCUACAGCACAUCUACGUCAUCACACUACACACGCUCGAGGGGAUCGCCUGCCUGCUGCGGUGGAAUUUAACAUUUCAAAAUGCUUCCAGCAAACGUAAUGUCGUUCAUGAAGAAGAUGGUUGCUACCGAUGAGGCGUCACAUCAGCAACCAUCGAUGGAGAACACGGGCGCGUUCGGGAAGCUGAAGCAAACCCUUUCCACAUCGCUGCUGACGGCCCAGGACAGAGUGAACAAAAUGUCCCCGCGCCCAUCGCUGGUACCGGACGCGACCGAGACGCCACAGGACGAUCCGUACAAGGAUGCGUCUGCCAGCGAGAAGACGGCGAGCGAAGGCAACAAGUUCAACACACGGUCCGGUUCGUGCCGGAUAUGUUUGAAAUCGUUUAAACCGAAUGACUUCAAAAAGACCUGCGUCGAGUGUGAUCAGAAGGUUUGCGAAGACUGUGCCAGCUACAGCAAGCUACAGGACUCGGAAGACUCGGAUCUUUGGCGAUGUAGCGUCUGUCGGCGAAAGAUGGCGUCCCGUAUUUGCAUACCGCAAGAAUCAACCGACUCCGCCCUGGAGGUACCGGUUAUGGAGACGCUACAGCGGCGCCAUUCAGACAUCAAGCUAGGCUUCAACCAGCAUCUGGACGAUGGCAAGGGUUCGGCGUUGGCCCCACCCCGUAGCCCCGAGCUGCGUCGCCAUUCGGACGUUUCGCCGGCGUCGCUGAAGGAGCUGGAAAAGCUGAAGGGCGUCCAGAACCCGAAGAACGAUAUGGACUGGCGCAAGGGUCACAGUGCCGCACCGAGCCGAUCGUCCAGCCCGCCCGGCCGGAAGGAGAUGGAGCUGGGAACACCGCGCGUCUUUUCCCGCCGGCCAUCGACCAAGAUGUCGCGCCAGCGCAGCUACGACGACGAGUUCAAGACGAUGAGCUCCGACACGAAUCUGGCCGAGGCGGGCCUCAACCUGCCGCCCCCGAUGCCGAGACGCAAGUCGGCGUACGACGUGUACGCCCCGGGUGUGCUGAUUAACGCGAUGCAGUCGGUAAAGCUGGCCCCGGACGAUUCCGAAAAGAUCAGCACAUCGCGCCGCGCGUCUAUGAAGAUGAUGGGGGACGGAGGCGAGUUCGGUGGGGAUGACCAUACGAUGGCCGACAUGAAGGCGGCCGGACUGAUUGUGGACGAUGAUCGACGACACAAGCGACGUGGAUCGCAGUUACCCGACAUACCGGCACUGAAAGACAAAACUGCCCAGAACUCUGCGAACAUAUCAGUCUAUCAGUGCCCGGCGUUGGAGGACCUGGAGGCACCGAAGCGGCAGACAUCGCUAGACGGCGAAGGCAUCAAGAUCGUGAUACACGAUGCCGACGCGGGUCCACUGUGUGCUGCCAAGCGGAGCGUCCUACUGCGAAGAGACCCAUCAGAUAAAGCACACAGAACACGAGGAUUUGGAAUGCGUGUCGUCGGCGGUAAAACCGGUACCGAUGGACGACUCUUUGCGUACAUCGUGUGGACCGUGCCGGGUGGACCAGCCGAAAAAGGAGGUCUCCAACAGGGCGAUAAGAUCCUGGAAUGGUGCGGAACCUCUCUCACCGAUCGCAGCUUCGAGGAGGUAUGUGCCAUCAUGGACCGCACCGGUGACACGGCCGAACUGCUGGUCGAGCACGCAACCGACUUUAAGAUGUGCGAGCUGCUCGACGAGGGCGGCAUGGGCAUGAACGUUAGUUCGAACUACAGUAGCAGCAACUCGACACGAGCUUUACCGGACACUAAUGUGCAUACGCUAGCAUCAGAAAGUGAAGCAACGAUGGACAAAUCGCCCUCUUCGCCGACCAGACGCAAAUUGCCUAAAACACCGGUAUAAAUCUAUCAAUACGUUAUUCCUCUUUUUUCUAUCAAGUUGAUGUGCGUGUACAUGCAGCCAAACCGAUAACUUGCAGCGCAUUCGAUCAGACAAACCCAUACUAGUGUACUAGCAAAGAGCGAGCUACAGAAAAAGGAACAAAAAUAUCAACUACAUUAUGUAACCGUUACCCGUAGCAAGAGUAGUAGUGCAAAGUAGUAGCGUGUAGUAAGCAGAGGAAGGCAGCAGAGCCAACGCACACUCCUGAACACUUGGCAUUGUACUCGAGCGAGCAGAAGGUGUAGCAAACAAUAAGGACAAACAGGGCUCCAGGGUAGGCGAAACCAACCAACAUGCCCAAAACCCGACAAUUUUCAUGGUCAAAACAUUCUACGUUUAAUGGAGCACUGCAGCGAGAUAUUUGCAAACUAAGCUACACUGAACAAAACUCAACUUUAAAAAAAGCAAGACGUUCGAUUAAGUCAGUCUCCCGGAGGAUCGGCUCCGCAAUACAAUUUACUUUCUUGUAGUUAAUUGGUAUAAACUAAACAAUGUUGCGCUUUCGAAACACACAAUCGGGUCUGCUCUCGACUUUUCUUGUACUGUUUAUAGCCCGUAUACACGUGAUUAGAUGAAAAAAGGCAAAGCUAGAAACAAUGCGGGAGGGAAAUAGAGAGAAAAAGAGUUCCAUAUUUUAUAUUUUGAGUAGCAUAAGAACCAACAGAAAAUGGGGAAAAGGAUACAAUAAUCUAUAUAUAUAUACAUACUUAUAUAUAUAAAAGUAUAUAUACAUCAAUACUUAUACUCAAUGCAUAUUAUUAUAACGAGUAAAGACACACAUACGCAACACGCACACAACAUAAAACAUACACCGACACAGCGAGGACUUCACGGAUACGACGAGGAUGUCGAAACAAUUGGAGCCAAACAAGUCGUUUUGAGCUUUUAAAACUAAUCGUUGAUUACCGGACACGGCAACUGACAAAACAGUAAGUAGGUACGUGUUUAGCAAAAGGAAAAGCUGCAGAUCAUCUCGCGAUUACAACAACAACAGAAACAACAGCAGAAGUAAGAACAGAGCGAAUACAUGUAAAACGAUGAUUUCAUUAACAAAAACAUACAUACACCUAUCAAAAGCUGAAUAAACUAAAAAUAUCAAUUUUGUGGAUAACCUAUUUAGAGCAACGUACGUACGAAAAUGAUCCAAGAUCUAGAAACCUAGGACUCACAUGUCACAGAACAAGCUGGAACAAGCAUGUGCCCGGCUCAAAAUGCCACACAGCUGUUGCUCGGGUUGGAUCAGGAGUGUGAAGAGUAGCAGAACAGACAGAACCAAAUAAAAGGCACUUAAACUAGCAAAGGAUGAUACGGCAAAGGGCGUAACAAAAGGCAAAAAAGGGCGCAGAAAAGAAAGAUAUAAUUGGGCAGAGAACAGAAAUAUGCAAGGGAAACAAUAUUUAAAGUAUAAAGGAUACAUAGUUGUCAGUAGCAAAUUACAAUUUAAAAAAAACACAAAAAUGAAAUUCAAUCAACCAUCAUCAGCAGCAGACUCAAAACAGGAUGAAAACAAAACGAUCUGUUGAUCGGUACUACCAUGCUGAAGAUUGAAUUGAUCUUGUGGAAGUUGUGCAAAACAUCACCUACACCGAUCUUGCCUACAUUUAGGCGCAAAAGCUGCAAUCCGCAUGGCAGCGUAACGCUAUCGGGGUAAAAGUAACGUCUGCAUUUGCCCGGUCCGAGCGGUGAGACAAUAGCAAAUGCCCCGAUAAAAACCACCAAACCAAACCAGCAGCUGCUGCUGAUGGCAGUUGAUUUAAUUUCAUUUCCUUUCUCGACGCCAUCUGUAUGUUCCGCCGUUGCGUUGUCGUUCUUGUUCUGUUUUUGUAUAAAACACCCCGUUGCGUACAGAAAUGCCGGCAAACCAGAAACAAGCGAGCAAACAAAAACAUCUUUACAAUUAAAUUGUAUCCAGUAGGCAAAUUAAUUGCAGUAGAAAAUGUUGUUGUAGUUGUGUUUCUUUUUUC